CUCCCGAAGAAGAACAUUUAGGAUUUUCAAGACAGCAGCAGCAGCAGACGACGGCCAGUUAACAAUAUCCGCUGACGGCUCUCCGAGGGCGAAGCAAAGCUUAGUGUUCCGUUUUUUUGUGUUGUUUUCUUUUGUUUUUUUUUGCAUUUGAUUUGUCCAGAUGUCCGGUGAAGUGGAGGCGAGUACAGAGGAGCAGCAGGAGAUGCAGGACACUGUUGUAAGUCCAGAAAAAGCUGAGGAGGUCAAACUGAAGGCCCGAUACCCUCAUCUCGGGACCAGGCCUGGCGGGUCGGAUAUGUUGCGAAAAAGACUACAAAAGGGGCAAAAAUACUUUGACUCGGGUGACUAUAACAUGGCCAAAGCUAAAAUGAAGAACAAACAGCUCCCGACUGCAGCGGCGGAGAAGACCGAGGUCACCGGAGACCACAUUCCCACUCCUCAGGACCUUCCCCAGCGGAAACAGUCUCUGGUGGCCAGCAAACUCGCCGUUUGACGCCUGCUCUUUCCAUCUCUGUUGCGUUCCCUCAGCCGUCAUUGUUUCGUCUUUCUUUUGCUCUUUUCGUCUUUGGCUGUAGAAAUGCUCUCAAUAUAAUAUUUUGACAAGGAAAUCUGUAGAUUGCUGCUACCAAUGUGCUUGGAUUUAAAAUUGCACCAAUGUGCUUGGAUUUAACCAUACAGUUAAAUGUAUCGCUUCAAUGCCAAGGUUUGAACAUGGUAAUCUGACCGAUUGAGUCGGAUCGGCGUUAUUUUAGGGUUUUACACUUUUCCUAUCUUUUUCCACCACUAUUUUUGUGUAUAUCUUGACAUGUGUGAACCGAUAUGGACUUGACUUGAAAUAAUCACAUCCACCUCUUCUGCCAAAACUGUGCCUGUUUGAAGAAAGAAAAGGCCUCGUAGACGUUAGACGGUUGAGCUGAGAAAAAUCGAAACACUCUUGAAGUUCGUUUGUUGAGAAUUGCGGUUUGCCUCCUCCUUGUUGAUGAUGAAACUGGCCUUGAAACGGUCAUUCACACACAUUGAAGAGUGUGUUGAUCUCUUAACUGUCUCGUCUAGGUUGUGUUGCCAGAACAACUGAAAUGAUUUAUCUGAGCUGUACAAAAGUUUACUGUCACAACUGUGCCAUUUGCUUUGUAAAUAAAAUAGUUUUGGACGUGA
Molecule: messenger RNA, 1155 nt
Organism: Pimephales promelas (fathead minnow)
Lineage: Eukaryota; Metazoa; Chordata; Actinopteri; Cypriniformes; Leuciscidae
Gene: arpp19b
Product: cAMP regulated phosphoprotein 19b
Cellular component (GO): cytoplasm
Molecular function (GO): protein phosphatase inhibitor activity
Source: RefSeq, a predicted model, not a curated record